Molecule: messenger RNA, 1086 nt
Organism: Phascolarctos cinereus (koala)
Lineage: Eukaryota; Metazoa; Chordata; Mammalia; Diprotodontia; Phascolarctidae
Gene: FCF1
Product: FCF1 rRNA-processing protein
Cellular component (GO): small-subunit processome
Source: RefSeq, a predicted model, not a curated record
GAAGGGUUUGGGGAGGACGGCACUUUUCCUCACUGGAGAAUAAACAAAUUGACGGAGGCGGAGGGAACCCUUGACGCUUGAAUUCUCGAGCCGGGGUCCGAGGAUGCCCUUCUUUCUCGUCAACUCCGCGCCGGGCUCAUCUGCCAGGAGCCAGGGAGGGAAACAAAAGAAAGCAAGGAAAUACGCGACCAUGAAGCGAAUGCUUAGUUUACGCGAUGAAAGAUUAAAAGAAAAAGAUCGAUUAAAACCAAAAAAGAAAGAGAAGAAAGAUCCCAGUGCUCUCAAGGAAAGAGAAGUUCCCCAGCACCCGUCCUGCUUGUUCUUCCAAUAUAACACACAGUUGGGACCCCCUUACUACAUCUUGGUUGAUACCAACUUUAUCAACUUCUCUAUCAAAGCCAAGUUGGACUUAGUGCAGUCAAUGAUGGAUUGUCUGUAUGCCAAGUGCAUUCCCUGCAUAACUGACUGUGUAAUGGCUGAAAUUGAAAAACUGGGACAGAAGUACCGAGUAGCCCUGAGGAUUGCCAAGGACCCACGAUUUGAACGAUUACCAUGCUCCCACAAAGGCACAUAUGCAGAUGAUUGCUUAGUCCAGAGGGUCACUCAGCACAAGUGUUACAUUGUGGCUACAGUUGAUCGAGACCUUAAACGAAGAAUCCGGAAGAUCCCUGGAGUUCCUAUCAUGUACAUUUCUAACCACAGGUAUAACAUCGAGAGAAUGCCGGAUGAUUAUGGAGCCCCUCGAUUGUAACAUCAAGAGACUGAACUUCCUGUGAUGCCAGUCUGCAAAACACCAUUCUAGUCCAUUACUUGUCAUAUUGUAUAAAAUGGGGUUAUAGAGAUUGACUUUUUCGUCCUAUUCUGAAAUGAUUUUUGUAUCUUAAUGAAAAACUCAUUUAAUUUACACAUAAAUCACUUUUGUCUAGACAUUUCCAUAGACUCCGUUAUUCUUAUUGUCUGAUUCUUCUUCAUUGCUGGGUAAUGGGUUUUAAAUAAAUAUUUCUGUGAACUUUUCCCUUGCCUCUAGCGAAGCUGGUGCUAGGUAAAACUUUAUUAUAUUGGGAAUAAACAUAAAUGAGGAAAAUA